This is a messenger RNA of Cryptococcus wingfieldii CBS 7118, 702 nucleotides long. RefSeq lists its product as hypothetical. The record is from RefSeq and is a predicted model, not a curated record. Lineage: Eukaryota; Fungi; Basidiomycota; Tremellomycetes; Tremellales; Cryptococcaceae. The coding region runs from base 1 to 702 and encodes 233 amino acids. The transcript has 4 exons.
AUGCGCUCUAUUGCCACCCUGUUCCCGUUCUCGCUCUCAGUUCUUGCUUCCCCUCGAACACCGCUCACAUACCUGGUACCCUUCUCUACAAUAUUCACUCUAUCAGUAUCUCCCCACACACCAUUACUCAGCCUCCUCGACGAGCCUCGACUGCCUCCGCCCAAUGCCGCCCAACGCAACCGACGCACCCUCGCUGGUUCUUUGCCUCCACGAAGUCAAGCAGCUGGACACCGCCGUCCUAACCCUAGCCCACCUCAUUCGACCUCUUUCAACGUAGCCUGCUCCCAACGCAGCUCUUCCCAGUGUGCCAACCGAUACGGUCUUUUUCCAGAAGCUUGCGUUCCUCAGACGCACAUCCGAUUCGUCCAACUACUGCUUGGCUUUCACUUUGCCCACCCACUCCCUUCCACUUCCUCGACCAUGCAACACUCUACCAACUCACGCAACUGGACCCCAGCACUCCACGAGUGGGCCGACACCCUCAUCGCUUUUCUCACCCACGAUAUACCGCCUUACAUCAACGCCCAAGUCGCUACCGAGGUUGCAAAGCAACUUCGGGAAGAGAGACGACACGUGGAGACUGAACGAGAUUAUGCACGACACAGGUGGAUGAGCGGGGUGGCCGGUGUGAGAGUUGGACGGCGAUCAAGGAGAGCUCACUCACAUACGGUGUUUGACUCUCCUUUAUCGCCGACGUUUUGA